Messenger RNA from Dictyostelium discoideum AX4, 1002 nucleotides. Its product is annotated as ankyrin repeat-containing protein. Gene Ontology annotation, biological process: signal transduction. NCBI's taxonomy places the organism in Eukaryota, Evosea, Eumycetozoa, Dictyosteliales, Dictyosteliaceae. The coding region runs from base 1 to 1002 and encodes 333 amino acids. The record is from RefSeq and is a predicted model, not a curated record. The transcript has a single exon.
AUGAUUAGUAAUUCAAGUUAUAGUCCAAUGACAUCAUCAUCAACUAAUAAAAUCAAAAGUAAUUAUAGAAUUGAAAAAUAUGAUUAUGAUUUAUUUAAAGGAGUUUCAAAUAAUGAUGUUAAAAAAGUUAGAGAAAUGAUUGAUUGUGGUGUUGAUAUUAAUAUGAGAGAGUAUGAAAAAGGUACAUGUCCAAUUCAUAUUGCAUCCUCAAGAGGACAUAAACAAGUAUUGGAACUAUUAGUAUCUAGAGGAUGUGAUAUUAAUGUUCAAGACGAUAGAGGUUGGACACCACUUCAUUCAUUGGUAACUGGUAGAUACGAUAUUUUAGCACUUUGGUUAAUUAGACAAGGUGCAAAUAUUAAUUUAAAAGAUAAUAAUGGAUUCACUUCAUUGGAUAGAGCACAAUCUUGGUUCCAAAAAGAAAUGGUUGACGUUGCAGAAGGAAGAAUAUCAAAUUCCGAAGCUACCCUAUUAGAAGUUAAAAAAGAGCAAGAUCAAAAAAAAGAAGAAUAUCAACAUGCUAUAAAAUCAAUUUUACAACAUCACCAUGAAGAAUCAAAAAAUAGUUCCAAUCAAUAUUUCAUAUCACAACAACCAAAUGCAAAUUCAAAAAUGGUACAAUUGCAAUCAUCGCCAUAUGUAGAAAGUCCAAUUAAAGGUUUAACCGGUUCUGGUAGUGAAGUUAUUAAAAUUUAUUUUAGAAAUGAUUCUUAUAAAUCUGUUAAAGUAACUGCAUCAGAUAAUUGCCAAUCCAUAAUUAGAGUUAUGUGCGAAAAAUUCAAUAUGAAAUCAUUUGAUAAAUGUUUUGACCUUUGUGAAGUCAUUAAAGGUCAAGUUAGAUUCCUUCCACCAAAUGACCUUUUAUUAGAAUCAAAAUUAAAAAAUUGGCCAAUCAUUUUAACAAAUAACGGUUAUGAAACUAAUAAUCAUUGUCAUUUUUCAAUUGUAAUUAAAAAAACAGCUCCAAAAGAAGCAAUUAAAUUAUUUGAAUCAAUUUUAUAA